Malurus melanocephalus (red-backed fairy wren) is the source of this 2189-nucleotide messenger RNA. RefSeq names its product regulator of G protein signaling 18 (gene RGS18). Lineage: Eukaryota; Metazoa; Chordata; Aves; Passeriformes; Maluridae. The record is from RefSeq and is a predicted model, not a curated record.
GUGCAGCUCCUUGUGCCCUCUGGACGGGCAGAUCCUUGUGCCCUCUGGAUGAGCAGCUCCUUGUGCCCUCUGGACACUCGCUGGAGCUGCCAGCCUGGUGACAGCAGCAUGUGAGAGCCCCAGCAAGCAGGGCAAGGGAGCUAAAGGAGCCUUUCUGGAAGCUUCUCAAGAGGAAGAUGGAGAGCCCACUUCUUUUGUUCCCCCAGCUGAACAUUUCUGCCCCGAAGGACAAACCCUACUACAAAAUCAUGAAAUCAGCCGUUAAGGAAGAGCCACACAAGGCCAGCAAGGCUGGAGCUAAGCAGAAGAGAAAUAGGCUGAGCCUGCUCCUGCAGAAACCUGAAUUCCAUGAAGGUGAUCACCUUGGCAAACCUGGAAACUUGACAAAAGCAGCAAGCGUGUCUCCUGAAGAAGCACUGAAAUGGGGAGAGUCUUUUGACAAACUGCUUUCUGAGAAAGCUGGGCUGGAAGCCUUCACAAAGUUCCUGAAAACUGAAUUCAGCGAGGAGAACAUCGAGUUCUGGGUAGCCUGUGAGGAUUACAAGAAAAGCAAAAGCACACAUGAACUUCUGCCAAAAGCCAAGGCCAUUUUUGAGACAUUCAUACAGAAAGAUGCCCCAAAAGAGGUGAAUUUGGACUCUCACACCAAGGAAGUCAUGAACCAGAAUACCAAAAUAAAUACAUUUUCUUCCUUCUCCAGCACGGUGUACAGGCUGAUGGAGCAGGACAGCUACCCUCGCUUCCUGAGAUCCGAGCCCUACCUGAGCCUGCUGAAGGGCAGGAGCCCUGCCCGCCCCACCCUGCGCAGGAGGUCACGCUCCUUCACUGUCAGAGAUUUCCAGGGGGUGAGGCCAGAUUUCAGCAUGUGGUAACAGCAAAGCUCAGCMCCCAUCCACCCCAGCGCCUGCUUUAAAACCCAAAUCCUUAACGAGUGUAAACGAGUGGGAAAGCCAAGUUAAAUGCAUUUAAAUCAGGUCAGAGUUCUGUAACAGAAUCUCAUUUUUAUAGAAAAGUAGAUACCAUAUUGGCAAGUCAGAUCAUGGCAAGACAGAUCCAUUUAAUCAUUUUUAUUUAUUCAUUUUCUUUUAAACUCAGGCAAAAGCUGUGAUCAGAUUUGGGGGGAAAACUUGAAUUUCCUGCAUGAAAAUAUCUCACAAAAUGCUAUUUGGUGUUAUCCAACAUGUAUCCUGGGCAUGUAUCACUUAGGCUAGAAUUUCAUCAUAGUUAGAUUCUCUGUAUCCAGUCUUUGCACAUAUUUAUGUUUCUGCAAUAUUCCCUACACUAAGCAAAGGCAAUUUGUGGUAUUUUCUCAUAUCGUAAAACACACAGGAACAUCCUUAGAUAUAAUGCAAAGUUACAUGAAUCUUUACCAAAGACACUGCAUAAUUAAAUGUAUAAUUAAAAUGUAGCCAUUACCUAUUUUAAGAGSAACAUAAAAAUACCUGUUUAAUAUUUUUGGGGUACAUUUUUCUUAUGCUAGUCUGUUCUCUGAUUUUAAGUUAUGCUGUAUAAAUUAGCUAUGGCAUCAAAUAAUUGUAUUUUAAUUUUUGCAACUAAAUGAGCAACAAAAAAAGACCAAGAAUGCUAUUUUAACACAAUGUGUAUCCUUAAAUACCAGGUCAUGUCUAUGUGUAUAUAUAUAAAAUAUUUCUGCUUUUAUUUAUAAAUAGCUGUGGAAUACCAACUUUGUUACUAAACUUUGUUCUAAAGGUUUUUUUCUGCCUUUUAUUUUGAAAAUGUAUCUGAAAAUUAACAACUCUUGGAUUCAGGUAGAGUAACUUKCAUUUCUACUGGUCAUUAACAAACUCUCUAUAGGUUAGAGGAGAGGAAGGAGCAAUCUCCCUUUUUAUUUCUUCACUAUCAAAGUCGGACACAUUUUUUUAUAGCAGCACACACAGUUAUUCUGCCCUUUUCUUUCAGAGUUGAUGAGACACACCUUGAAGCUUGGUGCAGUUCUUCAAGCCUUGAACACUGGUUCAGUUUAGCAAGGGACUGYAGGAUUUAUUUGUAACUAUGACUUGUAAAUUCGGUUGUUUUGCAUGGAAUUUAAGCUUUCUCCCUUUCCUUCCCCUUUCUGUGAGUGGUGAAGGAGGAGAGGUGCAGUUCCUGAGGAUGGGACUUCAUGUUCACUGCUAAUUUGKGGUGUACAUGAACUGCUGGACCUGCUUUACUAAAUUCCAAUAAAUCUG